Messenger RNA from Rana temporaria (common frog), 1012 nucleotides. Its product is annotated as olfactory receptor 11L1-like. Gene Ontology annotation, cellular component: membrane. Gene Ontology annotation, molecular function: olfactory receptor activity; G protein-coupled receptor activity. The record is from RefSeq and is a predicted model, not a curated record. The transcript has a single exon. Gene Ontology annotation, biological process: G protein-coupled receptor signaling pathway. NCBI's taxonomy places the organism in Eukaryota, Metazoa, Chordata, Amphibia, Anura, Ranidae. Bases 54 to 998 code for a protein of 314 amino acids.
AUGAUCAAAUAUUUUACCCUCCUACCAGACAGGUCAACCUCUUGGCUUUUAAGAUGUGUCAAGGCAAUGAAACACGAGUCUCAGAAAUCCAUCUACUUGGAGUACAAGGUCUAGGCAACUUCAAACUUCUAUUCUUCACUAUCCUACUUCUAUUAUACAAUGCAAUAGUGACUGGAAACCUUUUAAUUAUCCUUCUAGUGUCAACAAAUAGUAAUUUCAAAAUUCCAAUGUUCAUCUUUCUCCAGCACCUUGCUUUCGCUGAUGCCCUCCUAGCCACUUGUGUUAUACCAAUGAUGGCAGAGAUAAUAUUAAAGACAAAGGGGAUAAUGUCUGUUGUUUGCUGUAUCACACAAAUGUAUUUCUAUUAUAUGUUUGGGUUUGUGCAAUGUUUUCUUCUUGCUGUAAUGUCUUACGAUCGAUAUGUAGCUAUUUGUAACCCUUUACAUUACAUUUUAAUUAUGGACCGCAGAGUAUGCUUCCUGUUGGGUUAUGGUUGUUGGGUAUUAAAUUGCAGCCUAUGUUCAAUUGAAUUUAUUUGGAUAACUCAGUUUGAUUUUUGUGGCCCCAGUGACAUUGAUUAUUUCUUUUGUGAUUUGGGCCCAGUUAUGCAAUUGUCCACCUCAGACACGUCUAUCGUACAAUGGCUAGACUUCACAUAUUCUGUCCUAGUCUUAUUCUGCGCUCUUACCUUUAUCAUCGGCACAUACAUCUACAUUUUUAUGAUCAUUCUCAAGAUUUCAUCUUCUACUGCCAGAAAAAAAUCCUUUUCAACAUGCAGUGCCCACCUGAUCUCUGUGGGUGCAUAUUAUGGGUCCUUAAUCACUAUUUAUGUGACUCCAUCCAAUGAAAUGUCACCUAACGUGAACAAGUACAGCUCUUUAUUGUACAUUGUGAUGACCCCAUUGAUGAACCCUAUCAUAUAUAGCCUGAGGAACCAGGAUAUAAGACAAGCUCUUCAUAAAAAGUUGAGGAAGAGAGCAGUGAAGCAAUUUGGAUAGAGAAAUGUGAAUAU